ACUGGUCAAGGUCGGAACCCAGGGGUUCCGAUCAACCAUAUGGACAUUGUCCACUUGCCAAAUCCCUGCAAUUUCACUGGUACGCGAUUAGGAAGUUCCAGCUGGAUCAAUCUCGUUCAUGGAGAGCGCCGGAGGAUGUAGUUCAAGUUCAAGAUCAGCCAUUCCUUUAACUUGUUAAAGCUCCGUGAAGAAAGCUCAGCGGUAAAGAAAGAGAUUCGCUGACUGCGCAACAUCCUCUGUAAACUAAAAUCAAUUUCAUUAUAUUAAAAUAUAUCAGAUUUAAACUUUUUAUUCAUUUCAAAUUGAUUCAUUAUUCAUUUGAAUCUAGAUUUUUAAAUAUGUAUCAUUGUAUUUAUAAUUAUUCAUCAUAGUUUAUGUACUAUAAUUGAACUCAAUAACAAAUGAUUAACAAAUCUACUAGCUUUUCAAAGUUCUACAAUAAUUGCUUGACCUUGGUUAAAAUGGAAGUAAUUGUUUGAAUGAAUUAUAAAACAAUGUUAUAAUGGAAAAACUGAUGGUGUUUAAUAACAUUGUUUUAAUUUGAAUAAGAAAUGAUUUUAAAAUAUCAUGGUAAAAUGUUAGAUUUCUUUUAUUGGUAAAAAUCAUUUGUUUCUUGUCAGUUUUAUACUAUUGGGUUUAGCCCAUUUAAAGAAAUUAUAACUCAGAACCCAAUGAGAGGAAGUAAAAAGUUUUGUUGUUGAGAAUCCAUUGGGCUUAGCCCAUAAAUCGAAAUGUUCGUCCUAAACCCAUUUCGUCUCCUCUUCCUCGCCUGCACCAUCACCUCUGACCCGGCGAAGCUAAUCCGUUAGCUCCAACUGCACAGCCGGAGGUAAGCCAUUUCAUUCUUUAUCGUCUUCUUUUCUUCUUUCAUAGCUCUCAUUCUCACAUUAUUUUUCUAUGAUUCAUGGAUCCCAUUUUUUGAUUUUGGUACGAACUUACUGAGUUUGGAUCAUUCGUUCUGUUUUUUUUUUUUGUUUAAUAGAGUCAUGAAGAAGCUUAUAUCACUUGUCAAGAACGUUCAUUCUCGCCAAUGCCAAGUAAACUGGUCUGUGCAAGUUCGUUUCUUACAGAAAGAUUCUGUGUCAUCACUUUAUGAUCCGUACGGUCUGCCUUCAAGCAAGAUCAUGGAGAUAGCUGAGCGUAUAGCUGCAACGUCUCCACAAGAGCGGAAAGUAAUCAGUCCUACACUCAACGAACACCUGAGGCUUCCGAAGCAAGAGAUGAUUUCGACGCAAGGGAUGAUGAGUUUGGGAGCGAAACAAGAAGCUGGAACGGGAAAACAAGAGGAGAAGACGGUGUUUGAUGUGAAGCUGGAGAAGUUUGAUACAGCUGCAAAGAUCAAAGUGAUUAAAGAAGUGAGAGUGUUCGCGAGUUUGGGUCUCAAGGAAGCGACAGAGCUUGUGGAGAAAGUACCUGUUGUGAUUAAACAAGGUUUGACGAAGGAGGAAGCUAAUGGAAUCAUAGAGAAGAUCAAAGAUGUAGGUGGAGCCGCAGUUAUGGAGUAAGUGGACUUUGAUUUGUGUGUUUGGUAUUGUGAUCACUUCUUGGUACUUACAGUAGAUGUUUUGUAAUAACAAAUCAAUGAAAUCAUAGAGUUUUUCAAGAACUUUGUUUCAAAUUUCAACUUUGUGUUCGUAAGUGAGUUCUGGUUCUUUAUCACUAGAUUUGGUUUACUUAGUCUCAAGAAAUCUAGUUACUGACAUAGUGACAUGAGUUCAACACCUUGUUUGACGAAGCACAACAUGGAAAUACAUAAUGGCUUGCUCUUGUUCCAUGUUCAUGACUAGCUCAGCUCAGGUCGGUUUCGAUCUGGUCGGGUUUGGAUCUAUUUUUAAUUUUUAUGAAACCCCUAACGGAACCGAGUUAAACCCAA
Messenger RNA from Brassica napus (rape), 1873 nucleotides. Its product is annotated as 50S ribosomal protein L7/L12-like. Gene Ontology annotation, biological process: translation. Lineage: Eukaryota; Viridiplantae; Streptophyta; Magnoliopsida; Brassicales; Brassicaceae. Gene Ontology annotation, cellular component: ribosome. The record is from RefSeq and is a predicted model, not a curated record. Gene Ontology annotation, molecular function: structural constituent of ribosome.